This is a messenger RNA of Chilo suppressalis (striped riceborer), 1505 nucleotides long. NCBI's taxonomy places the organism in Eukaryota, Metazoa, Arthropoda, Insecta, Lepidoptera, Crambidae. The record is from the annotation of a GenBank genome assembly.
UGGCGGAUGUGGCGAACAGCGUUUUUAGAGUUUAAAAAGUAUAGACUAAAAAUUAUUAUUUUAAAUUAAAUUUCUACAGCAAUCUUCUACUUUUAUGAAGUGAAAUCGAUAUAUUUAGGUUCCUUAGACCAAAUACUUUAAGAAAUAAACACUUAUUUAAUACAAUUCGACAUGAGUCAACUAGCCUAUUAGUAGUAUUACUAGCAAACCAGUAACCCAAAUGUUCACCAAAAAAAAAAUGUAUUUAAUUAAUUGAGAACUUCGGAGAUUUUGUGUGGUUUUGUUUGAAAUAGAAAUCACGUGUUUUCUCGAAAACCGGAAGUGCUACGUUACUCAAAUCCGGUUUGUAGUCUUAUCAGACUAUUCUUAACUUAUAACUUAAACAUUCUCUUUAUCUAUCUCUUACGGUUUGGCCGCUGAAACAGCACCACGGACGGACGGACUUGUCUAUUAGAUAAGAGAUAAUGUCAUUAUUCGAAUAACGACUACUAAUUAGUAAUACUAAUGGAUAAUGUCUCUGCGUGUGACGCGCGCCGCCAUAUAAGCUUCUUGGCGCCUCUCGAUACCUUGGACUCCAGUCGAAUGAUAUAGAGCGCAGUCGACUUACACGAAUGAUUAGUAUUAGUAUUAUUCGAAGGCGCGCAUCGCUACUGUUUUGUUAUGACUUUUGCAUUUUCGUGAUUGCUUGCUCCUCUUUGUUUUGUUUUAAAUUUUAUUGUAUAUUAAUAAUCCACAAUACAUACAUCGCAAUACGAGUAAACUCCAAAAAAUGUUUUGAAAGUUUUCUCAUAAAAAGUAUAAAAAAACCUUAGCAGUAAUGAGUCGAUGCGACUUCAAAAUUGUUUUGCUAGGCAGUGAACAUGUUGGAAAGACGAGUUUGGUGAUACGUUUUGUGAACAGCUCUUUUAAUUCAGCGACGCCGUAUCAGAAUACGAUAGGUGCAGCAUUUUGUGCAAAAACAAUGCACUCGAACGGUAAAGACUUCAAUAUUGGUAUAUGGGACACAGCUGGUAGUGAACGCUACGAAGCUAUGACGCGUAUGUACUAUAGAGGGGCGCACGCAGCCGUCAUUUGCUACGAGCCUUCCUGCUCCGAGUCUUGGGCGCGACUGAGGCAUUGGCUGCAGGAAUUGAGGACUGUGGAGGAGGAAUGCAAAGUAUACCUUUGUGGUACUAAGAAAGAUUUGUUAGACUCUGGUGCAGUGAAGAGAGAGGUGCCCGAAGACUUAGUUGCCACUUAUUCCCAGGGGCUUAGAGGUCAUUUUCUAACGUCCAGCAAAACGGGCGAGAAUGUUGAAGAGCUAUUUCAGAAAAUCGUUGACGAUUGCGCGGCAGACAUUAAUCUCAUGAGGAACGUGGAAGAAAUGAGAGUGCAAUUAUUAAAAGAGGAAGCAGCUUACAAAGCGAAGAACAAGGAGCAUUGCAGCUGUUGAUGUACAUUAAAAAAACUAGAUGGCGCUGUUCUUAUUUACUGAGUAGUUCUCGCGUUGGCCGAUAGGUGGCGUU